UCUCCCACUAGGGCAUUUUCGGGAAAGCAGAUAAAAUCCCGCGAAGAACGAAGGGAAGAAAAAGGCUUGCGCAUUUCGCAGAGAAAGCUUUCACGAAGCAGUAAAAGAAUUGGAGAACAAAUCCAUCGCUUCUUCUUAAAAUGCCACGAGUGCAAUGGAAUGAAAUUAACCUAGCGGAAAUUGAGGCUAAUAAACCUGUGAGACAGAAAAUAACAGAACCAAAGACACCAUACCAUCCCAUGAUUGAUGAUGACGAGGAUUCAUCAUCUCCUACCGAAAGAAGAAGUUUUGAGUUUUGUUUUGAAGAUGCCGUGAAUGGAGAAGAAAUAGAUACGGCCUUGAAUGAUGAGGGUUCCUCUAGCACUUACUAUGGCUGGACAUCAUCUGAAGAUGACGAAAAUGCAAUUGAUCAAGAUGAAGAAGGUUCUGAUUCUGAGAGACGCAAGAGCUUUCGGGAGCUAAGGAAAGCUCACUAUGACGAGUUUUUGAAGAUUAAGGAACUUCGUCGUGAUGGAUCCUUGCUUGAAGACGAGUCUGACGAGGAAACCAAGGACGAUGAAAAGAAGGAUGUAACGGGUGAAUUCUCAUCAUCAAUUGCUGCUGGUGUCAAAGACAUUGACAUUAAGGAACCUUCAAAACCUGCAGAGGGAUCUUAAUACCCAUUGAGGACAUCCUCAUAACUGCUACGUUACGGGUCAUCAUCUUCAUUGUGGUUUUGUUGCUUACCAAUACUCUGAAACUUGUGCAUUCAGUUUUGCAACUGUAUAUAGCCACUUCACUGGGCUUCAAAUUUCACAGCAAACUUCUGUCAACCUGCGCUGGAAUUAUGUCUUAUCCAAUAGCUCCAAAGCUUCCAUUUUGGCUGCUUUCUUGGAUUCCUGUUCAUGAUGCAAUCUAUGUUUAUGGGAUGUUUGGAUGUUUAAUUUCUCUGUUGAGAUUUCCCAUCUCGAGUCUUUUAUGUGUGUGUGUUGGGAAUCAUGAUAUUGUUUUGCAAGAAAUAAUAAUUCAAUUGGUUCA
Molecule: messenger RNA, 1017 nt
Organism: Sesamum indicum (sesame)
Lineage: Eukaryota; Viridiplantae; Streptophyta; Magnoliopsida; Lamiales; Pedaliaceae
Product: protein phosphatase inhibitor 2
Biological process (GO): regulation of signal transduction
Molecular function (GO): protein phosphatase inhibitor activity
Source: RefSeq, a predicted model, not a curated record